AUGUCGGAGGGAAAGGACAAGUCCAGCAACCCCAUGCGGGAACUCCGCAUCCAGAAACUCGUGCUCAACAUUUCCGUGGGAGAGUCUGGCGACAGACUUACUCGUGCCGCCAAGGUGUUGGAGCAGCUGAGCGGCCAGACCCCAGUUUACAGCAAGGCUCGCUACACCGUCCGUACCUUUGGGAUCCGUCGUAACGAGAAGAUCGCUGUCCAUGUCACCGUCCGCGGUCCCAAGGCUGAGGAGAUCCUCGAGCGCGGACUCAAGGUCAAGGAAUACGAACUGAGAAAGAGAAACUUCUCCGAAACUGGUAACUUUGGUUUCGGUAUCAGCGAACACAUCGAUCUCGGUAUCAAGUAUGAUCCUGCCAUCGGUAUCUACGGCAUGGACUUCUACUGCUGCAUGUGA
Uncinocarpus reesii 1704 is the source of this 405-nucleotide messenger RNA. RefSeq names its product 60S ribosomal protein L11. The record is from RefSeq and is a predicted model, not a curated record. Gene Ontology annotation, cellular component: cytosolic large ribosomal subunit; ribosome. Lineage: Eukaryota; Fungi; Ascomycota; Eurotiomycetes; Onygenales; Onygenaceae. The transcript is spliced from 3 exons. Gene Ontology annotation, biological process: translation. Bases 1 to 405 code for a protein of 134 amino acids. Gene Ontology annotation, molecular function: structural constituent of ribosome; RNA binding.